ACACUCUUAUUUCUCUUAUGGUUGGCAGUCGCUAACAUUUGAACUUCCUAGAAGAGAGAUAAAAAGUGUCUUAGAAGACUGGUGAUAUUGUCAUCCUCCAAAUGGGUUGGUAUACCUCAAACACAAAAACAUUUGCAGGGGUGAAGGAGUGGAUCUUCAGAGUGACUGGCUUCCUUUGCAGCCUAUUAUCUUCGGGGUUUGGAAUCAUCCUUGCAAACAGCAGAUAUUGGUGCCUCUGGGAAUUUGAUGAUAACGUUGUCCAGCUUGUUUACAUUGGACUCUGGGAAGCUUAUUACCAUUGGGAAUUUAACUUCUCUGGUACUGAGACCAUAAUUAUGGUACACAGCCCUGUCAACUCUACCUGGACAAUUUCACCUGAAUUUCGAUGUGCACGGAACCUCAUAUUACUGACCAUGUUGAUAAAACCUGUUGUUGUCAUUUUUAGCUCAGCAGCCAUUAAGGUCAGCAUAAUUAAAGCCUCAGUCCCUAAGAUUCAGAUAGUGUGUUACAAGUGCUCUGUCUUAAUUCUGAUAGCCAGUAGCAUUUGUACCAUUAUUUCUGUGACCUGGAACCAUGUAGUUGAUCUCUAUGGCAAAACCACCCUUGACUUUCCACCAACUUUUCCAGUUAAGAAUGAAGCUCUGAUUAUAAAACACAGCACUCAUGUGUUUCCAAUUGGGAUCCUGACAACCACCCUAUCACUCAUUGGAGUGAUUAUGUUCCUCUUUGAGAUCAGGUCAUUGAAAGUUCAGAGUAAGCUGAAUGCCCAGCAUGCUUCUAAACAGGUCGAUGACAGGUCCAUCUGGUGUUUGCAAAAUGUGCCAGGAGACUCCCUGACAAAAUUUCCUACACCCUUGCAGCACUCCUGUAAUUAUUUUCUCAUUUAAAAUAAAAUAUCACAUUGAUUUUC
Messenger RNA from Grammomys surdaster, 910 nucleotides. RefSeq lists its product as uncharacterized. The transcript is spliced from 3 exons. Bases 102 to 887 code for a protein of 261 amino acids. Gene Ontology annotation, molecular function: structural molecule activity. Lineage: Eukaryota; Metazoa; Chordata; Mammalia; Rodentia; Muridae. Gene Ontology annotation, biological process: bicellular tight junction assembly; cell adhesion. The record is from RefSeq and is a predicted model, not a curated record. Gene Ontology annotation, cellular component: bicellular tight junction; plasma membrane.